UACCCGUCCUUCCUCAUCAUCCCAUCGCCAUUUACUCUGGAAGACCUCCCCCAAGAAGAGCUCGGUGAGGGCUCAACUAUUCUCACCGAGGCAAGACGAUAAAUCCUCUUCCUUACUUUCUAGUCGGUCCCCGGCGUAGACCCAGAGCUUCCAAAACCCUAGCCCCUCGGGAAGAGGAAUCCAAGCCCGCAGCUUCUCGGGAUCGAACCGUAGGUCACUCUUGUCUCCGCCGGCGAAUCGAAUUGGGUACGUGGAUUGAUCAGUUCCGGUGAUCUCUGUUGGUGAGCGGCGGCGGCGCCGGCGGCGGUGAUGGACUUCUUGACGGGAAACCUGGAGCUGAGGGAGAGGCAGAGGCUGGAAGGCCAUACCGAUCGAGUCUGGAGUCUGGCGUGGAAUCCGGCAACCGGAGUCUGUGGGAUUCCGGUCAUGCUGGCGUCUUGCAGCGGCGACAAGACCGUCAGGAUCUGGCAGCAGGGUCCCUCUGGUUCUUGGGAUUGCUCGGCUGUUUUGGAAGAUACUCAUACUCGCACGGUUAGGUCUUGUGCUUGGUCUCCUAGUGGAAAGUUACUGGCAACUGCAAGUUUUGAUGCUACCGCUGCUAUAUGGGAACAUGUGGGUGAUGACUUUGAAUGUGUUUCUACACUGGAGGGUCAUGAAAAUGAAGUUAAGAGUGUUUCAUGGAAUUCUUCUGGCUCCUUGCUAGCCACAUGUGGGCGAGACAAGACUGUUUGGAUAUGGGAAAUGCAACCUGAUAAUGAGUUCGAGUGUGUAUCAGUGUUGCAAGGUCAUGCACAGGAUGUCAAGAUGGUGCAAUGGCAUCCAUUUAUGGAGGUUUUAGUUUCUGUCAGCUAUGACAACUCAGUCAAGAUCUGGGCAGAGGAUGGUGAUGGUGAUGAUUGGCAUUGUGUGCAAACACUAAAUGAAGCUAGCAGUGGUCAUACAUCAACAGUCUGGGCUGUGUCUUUCAACUCUAAUGGAGAUAGAAUGGCUACCUGCAGUGAUGAUCUGACAUUAAAGAUAUGGGACACUAGCAGUAGUCCAUCUGAGACAAGUGGCAGUAGCUGUGGAUCUUGGGGACACCUCUGUACUCUCUCUGGCUAUCAUGAUCGAACCAUAUUUUCAGUUAAUUGGUCAAGGGAUGGUGUAAUUGCUAGUGGAGCAGCUGAUGAUGCUAUUUGUCUUUUUACCGAGAGUAAAGACAACUCGGUUGAUGUACCAUCCUACAAAUUACUGCUUAAGAAAGAAAAGGCCCACGACAUGGAUGUAAACUCAGUGCAAUGGAAUCCUAAGGAACCUAAACUUCUGGCCUCAGCUGGUGAUGAUGGAACAAUAAAGAUAUGGGAACUAUUGGACAUGCCUCAAUGAUGAUUUUUGCCAUGUGCAGCCCAAUGUCUGAUGUCUUUAAUUUACUUUAUAGUCUGCAUUAGCAAUGAAAUGUCAAGCAUACAAGCCUCUAAGUGUUAUUAUUGUUGAAAAAUGUAGGUAAUUUCAUGUAUGUAUUUCAAAAAUUUUUAAAAUAAAUCACAGCGAAAAACAACUAAAUUAAUCA
Molecule: messenger RNA, 1549 nt
Organism: Elaeis guineensis (African oil palm)
Lineage: Eukaryota; Viridiplantae; Streptophyta; Magnoliopsida; Arecales; Arecaceae
Source: RefSeq, a predicted model, not a curated record